Triplophysa dalaica is the source of this 3853-nucleotide messenger RNA. It is a transcript of the gene frs2a, whose product is annotated as fibroblast growth factor receptor substrate 2a. Gene Ontology annotation, cellular component: cell-cell junction; cytoplasm. The record is from RefSeq and is a predicted model, not a curated record. Gene Ontology annotation, biological process: cell surface receptor protein tyrosine kinase signaling pathway. Lineage: Eukaryota; Metazoa; Chordata; Actinopteri; Cypriniformes; Nemacheilidae. The coding region runs from base 479 to 1969 and encodes 496 amino acids. The transcript is spliced from 7 exons.
GCUGCGCGAGCUCACAUCGAGUGUGCGCGAGCGCCUUCACUUUCUACUGCUGUCGAUCAACCGAAUUUAUCCCAUUUAUUUACAUAUAAAACAGCGAAAACAGGCACACAUCAGACGCCUGCGUGGGAAAAGCUAUUUUAAGCGUUAUUCUUUCCGUCCUGCUUCUGGAAUGCGGGAGAUGGACAGAUGAAAAAGUUUCGCUGUUUUGGUGGUUGAGGGAGUUUUGAUACGGGCGAUGAGUCCUGUGAAGAGAUUUUACACAUCCGACUGGAAAAACACGGAUUUAUCGCCCUUAUCAACAUAAAAAGACACUCGGUGAGCUCACCCUUAGAGAAAUGACUAUAGCAGCUGAUCUCUCUCUGUAACACAAACUCAUGCUGGAUGUUAAGGAUGUUGAGGUGUGACGGUACUGUGUUGACGAGUAGAGCAGAAUCGUUGAUGGCUGGCUGUAGGGGUCCAAUGGUGUGUUGACGGCGACAUGGGGAGCUGUUGUAGCUGUCCCGAGAAAGAGAUCGACCUCAACCAUCACAACAAGUUCAAGGUGAUAAACGUGGAUGAUGAUGGCAAUGAGCUUGGCUCAGGAGUGAUGGAGUUAACCGAGGAAGAGCUCAUUCUGCACACCCGCAAACGAGAUGCUGUCAAGUGGCCCUACCUGUGUCUGCGUCGCUAUGGUUACGACUCCAACCUCUUCUCUUUUGAGAGCGGCCGGCGCUGUCAGACUGGUCAAGGGAUCUUUGCAUUUAAGUGCGUUCGGGCGGAGGAGAUCUUCAACAUGUUACAGGACAUCAUGCACAACAACAGCAUCAGUGUUGUGGAGGAACCCGUGCUGGAGUUAGAACCUCCAGUCACACCACACACUCCCACCACUCCUGGUUACUCUGUCCCAACGGUAGCUAAUGGAAUCGGGCGGUACCCGUCAUUCGGAGACGCCUCUUCAAGACCUUCAAGCCGUCACCCGUCAGUAGGCAGUGCUCGGUUACCAUCUGUAGGGGAAGAGUCAACACAUCCACUGCUGCUCAAUGAUGAGACGGUGCACACUUACGUCAACACGACGGGUCUCCAAGAGGAGCGGCGCAGUUGUAGCAGUGGACACGCCCCUCUGGAACUCCGACCGUCUCAUUCAGAGAACCCGCUGCCAGCCUCCCCCAAUGAGAUUGAGCCACGGGUAGUUUUGGAGCCAGAGGGUGCCAAGUUCGUUUUAGGCCCCACCCCCAUUCAGCGGCAGAGACGGCAGGAUUUUGGAGCGAACGGCUCUGGCAUAGAACCCAACGGCACUCCGGGCAAGACUGUGAACGGCUGCACCGGACCCGCCACAGACUGCGACACAGGUUACGAUAGCGAUGAGCGAAAGGAGGUGUCAUACGAGCAGCAUAACGGCACAGCCCCUUCUGUAUCCUCUGUUGCUAGACGCGUGAGACCCCCGGUGCCUCUCCCCGAUGCCAAUAAUGCCAACAACUCCGCCCAGAGGCGGACAGCGCUGCUCAACUAUGAGAACCUGCCGGCACUGCCGCCCGUGUGGGAGACUCGCAAACCUUACCGUGGGGCGGAGGACGAGGGGGAACUCAAGUCGCCCGCUCUCAAUGGAUUUCAUCCGUCGCAUUCCCUUGAUCCCCAGCAUAACUACGUUAACACAGAGAACGUUACGAUGCCCCUAAGCGCACACACGCAGAACUCUGGUACGCAGCCCAUCGUUUUUAACUUUGACUUCCGAAGGCUUGGGUUGAGUGACCCGCUUCGGCAGCUCAACUACAUUGAGUUGGAGAUGGACAAAGUAUCAGACUCCAGUGGGCCUCACACCCCGAAAACACCCACCACGCCCUUACCGGCCACCCCCACACGCCGGACAGAACUCUACGCUGUUAUAGACAUCGAGCGCACGGCCGCCAUGUCAAACCUUCAGAAAGCACAGCCACGAGAUGAUGGAACGUCCAGAAAAACACGACACAACAGUACUGAUCUACCAAUGUGACCACAGUGAAUCUGGAUGGAAUAAAAGUCAUUUUUUUUAUCAUCAUGAGAAACAUGUUCAGGUCACAUUUCACUUCCAAAACAAAGAAAUAAGAAUUUGUGGCAAUAAUUCUUCAUUUUUUUUAAAUCAGAAUCAUACAUAUACAUCCAGAAUGUAUAAAGCCCUUAAAAUAUGUAUAAUUCAAGCAAAAUAUCAUUCUUUCUUUCAUUUGAUUUUAGGGUGAACUAUGACCCGAACAUGUUUUUGUUCAGUUCCCUCGCAUGCACGGUAGAAGUAUGUACACCAGAACACAUCCAUCAUCCAUCAUCUAUGGUGGAGGAACACAGGUCUGAAACAUGUAAUGUAAAUUGCUUUGAUGGUCACUGAGGUAACAGCAGGUACUCGACAGAAUAACAUGACAGGUAUUGAUGAGGAAACACUACAAUGCUUUUCCAGACCUCAUUCACAAAUGCUAUGAUGUUUUUCUCUCUCGUUUCCAAAAUCAAAGUGUUGGAAAUACUUUUGUAAUUCACUCAUUUUGCACUUGAGAGCAAUAAACCAUGCUCAGUACGGUAUUUUAGAAUCACACGGUACACUGCGGUCACUUUAAAGACGCUUACAUUUACUCUUACAUUUACUCGUAAAGCAGCAUGCAGGUACGUGUGUGUGUGUGUGUGUGUGUGUGUGUGUGUUAGGGGCCUGUCACCAUAGACAUCUUUCUGAGCAGCUCUGUGUGAGAAAUCAUCUUUUCGUCUUUCUCGCUUCUCUUAGUUGCUAAGAAACCACAAUACGAAUGGGCUUAAUAGAGAUGCAGUAUGUACUGUAUGCGUGUAUCGGCCAACAUCAGUGAAAUCCUAUCAGUGUCAAGCAGAAAAAACAGGACUUAAUUUUUCUAAUUCCAAGCACAAGAAGGAAUAUAAAUAUUCAUCUUUCAAUGCCGGGUGAUAAAUGGUUUGUUUUGUAUUGUACAUAAAUGUCUUUCCUUUUUUUAUUUUAUUUGAAAACCAGAAUAAAUUCUAGAGUUUCAUAGUAAAGACAUUGUUUUCAAAACAUCACAGGAAUUGGGAUUUAUAUAUUUGAUAUGAUGACUGGCUGUCAAUGUCGUCCAAACGUUUCGUUAUCUGUGCAUUGCUGUAUUUAAAACAUUGGAGUAUUGAAUUGAGGAUUUUGGUGACAAUACUUACUAUAAUUUUAUCUGGGCUUUAUGGGUAGUUCACAAAGAAAACAGUGUUGCAUGGUGUGUGUGGUGUUAUAAAGGAAGGCAGGAAAGUCAUCUGCGGGAACACUACAUUUUGAUUUGGUCAGGUGCAUUAAGGUUCUUGAUAGAAACGAGAGGAUGUAGCUGUUUUCAGAAGGGCUCAGAGAAUGUACAUUACUUCACAUCACUGUGUCUUAGCACUAAACAUGAUUGUGUUUUUUUGAAUGUGGAUUUCCAUACAGUGGACACAUCUGUUUACGGCAUGUGGAACAGACAGCAGACGGUUGUCUGUUUAUAUAAGUUUAUAUUGUAAAGUUUAUUGUACAUGCUUAUCGCAUUAUAUCGUUUAUUUUCUACCUUUUUGGAAAAGUGUGCAAAUAUAGGAACAUUCACAUGUAAUAGUUGUAGAAACAAUCAAGCGGUAAUGAAAUUUGCCACAUCCUUUCUCCAGUGCCUGAGGAAAUGAUGCAUUUGUGUUUGAAAGCGUACAUUCCUAUGAAAGUAUUCCACGAUAUAUGAACGCUGUACUGAAACUAGUUUUGAUAUGUGCAUUUGAUAUUAUUGACAUCAGUUUAGCAAAAUGUUUGUAUUUUUUAAAAAGACAAAAUAUUGUGUAUUUUGUGAUAUGUACCGUUACACCCUCUGCCAUCAGUGCCAACUCUAUUUUUGUAGCAUGGCAAAAAAAUCAUUAAAAACAAAGAAACGUG